AUUCUCCAACACAGAUUGCCUUCGCCAAGCAUGCUUGGCCAGAAAAUCGAUCUUUGUGAUCAAAUUCCGCACAAUGGUAGCUGCACUGUUGGCCACUGCAAAGCUGUUUCCAAAGAUGUCAAAAACCGAGACCGACAAAUUGAUCGCAUCUCUGGCUGCGACGGUCAUUGAGAUGCGUGGGUAAGCGAGUACAAAGCCAACAAGAGUCAUGGCAACAUUCCAUUGCCAUUGAAAUACCUCAUGCCAACCUGACAGAAUAGUUGUCGACGACAGAAUCUGGUAGGUGAUCUUUGUUAGAGCUAUGGCAUGGCUGGCACAUUUGAAAGCCAUUUCUUCCACGACAGUCAGCGGAGGAGUGAGUGCAAACGAGAUGAAUGGGCGACAGAGAUUGGCACUCAGAUUGUGGUACAUGAGUUCAAGAAUAACGCGUUGCCUCUGGAGCCAAAGCGGCGCAAAUUGCUCAAUUUCGAGAUCUACAUCAACGGUUGCAAAUGGCCGACUGCCACUUUUACGUUUCGUCGCGAGUGUGCUUGGUACGCCAUUCGUCCAAUUCUCGAGUUUCUUGACAAACGGGUAGAUGAAUUCAGCCUGGCUUUCCAGAGUAUUGAAGUCGUCCCAUACGGUCUGGCCAUUCUGCAGGUUCAAAUCUCUGCUAUAAAAUGCUGUGUGCGCCUCCCGAGCCACUAGGAACAGGGUGGUGUGGUGUAGAUUGAAACUAAGCCAGGUGGCAUUAUCUCCAAGAGGGGCGAAACUAGAACCUGACAACAUCGCAGCUUCAACGUCGUCCCCUGGUAACUUGGGUGUUGUAUUUGUCUGGUGGAGGAGGAAUGGGCGGCCCAGCUUCAAACCAAGCUUACUGUCCGCACAGAGCAAGGCCCACCAUAAGCGCUUUCGUAUUUCUCGCUCCUUGCGCGGCAUAGUUUGUGGAGGGUCUAGAUGAAGACCAAGCAUGUGAACUGUACGCACAGCAACAGCACAUGUGCUAUCAGACAUGUUUUGAAACGAGCCGGAGCAUAGGUAUAUAAUCGAUAAUAUGUGGCAUUGCAAGGUCGCUAAAGUGGGACUUUCUAGUUCGUAGGCGAGCAAAGACUGGCAUCGUCGGUAAUACCAUCGACCAGCAAUAGUGGCGUCACUAUUAUCUGCAAAUUGAUACUUCAUAUUAGGGGUCAUUGAUAUGCCGUACUGCAUGCCGAGGGCAAUCACAAUGUCAACGAGAGCCGAAUCCUUUCGCGCGUUCCCUGAGGUCGUCCAUAACGACCGAUAGUGCUGCUUGAACUCGAUCUCAUCAAUGAUGGGGAAUAGAGAAGUAUGGUAAGAGUUCCAGUACAAGUCCAGAAAGUACUCCUCUUGGGUCGGGGUGAGAUAAUGGCCAUGUUCAGUUUCGUUUCUUGUUUGAGAAUCAUGGCGAUAAAGUUCCAAUUUCUCGUCAUUGCUGGCCAGUGGCCCAUCAAGCCUCCUACUAACCGAUUCAGGCACCAUUUGAUCUUUCGACUGGGUUUGUUCGAGGGUAAGAUUCAGGAAAUUCGUCAUGCGUCCCAUGAAAUAAAAGAGCGACGAUGGACCAUACCAUGUUUCGUGGGGGGAGCGGGCAGUCCUGAAAUAGAUGCCUCCCCAGUUGGUUCCUUGAGAAACAUUGUCGCUUUCAGAGUGACUACUCUCGGAAAAAGAAAGCUCUGGUGUGGGUAGAUUUGCCGGCGGGGAGGGAAUAUGCUUAUCUUCCCGCUGGCGCAAUUGCCAUAGCUCACGCUGUAGGUCUUUGACCUGGCGUCUUAGGGAUUCAAUCUCUCUCUGUGCAUGAGGCAGAGAUGCGAUCUUCUUAUUAUUAUUCGUGCAUUGGCUGCCCCUUGCCUUGCAAUUGGAGCAUGGAGAGAAGUUGUCACAUUUUAUCCGGCGAAUGCGACAGUCAUCGCAAGCUCUGGUGACCUGGAUUCUUUUCUGACGGGCACGCAGCGGUGAAUGUAUUCGCAAAGGAUUCUCCGAAAGAGACUGCAUUUAUGGUAUGUCGUUCAAAGUAUUAUACCGUGUUGUAGAGUAAAGACGUUUGAAAUCUGAAAUUCUAAAGAUCCCAGCAAAUGAAAGGUGGGGCUGCUGAUGUCAGCCAGCUCCUUGUGGCGCCUGAAACUUCAGGCUACCAGAAGCUUAUUUCUUACCUCCUUAUCAGACUGGCUCAUUCUCGUCCGGAGACAUACUCAUCACCAUCGCCACGACUGGUCAAGGAUCAUGCUGGAAAGUCAGCACAGCUACAUGAUGACCAAGCAAGAUUGCUUGAUUUCGUUCGGCUUCAGUCUUCGGGAGGUCAAAGUCCGAAAAUUUUAUCAGCGGAGUUGCUCCUAUGGGAUCGGGAGUCCUCCAGGGACCCACAUUGUACGGAUGGGAAUAGUGGACACUAACGUGUGCCAGGAGGGCACUAGAAAUGUGUAUCAUAAUAAAUUUCCACUGAUUACAGUCUGGAGCUCUCUUAUUUGCUCAUCUAGCUGCCGUUUGAUUUACAGUGUAUCAAAACAUCUCAAAUACGUCCUAAAUUACACGCUAAUCUGUAUUUCCAGUACUUUCGACUCCCAGUUCUAGAAACAAACGCGAUGACAUCUCUCUGACCCUCACCAUGACAUCUCCGAUGCGAAACAACGUCUCCAUCAUGGCCUCGCUCAAGGAAAAAUAUAAAAGUGGCCUCGGGUUCCUGUGUGAUUUACGUCGUGCCACACAGCAGCAACAUUACAAAAGCAUCCAAAUUACCUAAUUUCAAUAGCAACUGUCGAACACAGAAGCAUCGCACUCCCGAAAGUUCAGAAAUCAUCAUGCCUUCUUUCACCGUCUAUAAAGGUAACAAGGAGGGAUUCCCCAAGAAGAGCAAUACCGUGACACCCGAUGCGCUUGUGGGCGACCAAGUCUACCUCAAAGUGACCGCAUCCGGUGUUUGUGGAACGGAUCUUCACUACAGACAUGUCGACAUGGUCCUCGGACACGAAGGUGUUGGUGUCGUAGAGGAAGUCGGGCCGCAAGUCAAAUACCUCAAAAAAGGCGACCGCGUAGGGUGGGGAUACGAGACCGACAGCUGUGGACACUGCCAAGAGUGUCUUCAGGGAACUGAAAUAUUCUGUCCCGAGCGUGCUCUUUACGGCAUGACCAACUUUGAUCAGGGCAGCUUUGCACACAACGCCGUCAUGCGCGAGGCUUUCGUGUUCAAAAUCCCGGAUAAUAUCAGCGACGAGAAUGCAGCACCUCUGCAAUGCGGUGGUGCCACCGUCUACACUGCCUUGUCGGAUCUUAAGCCCAACGAGACAGUGGGAGUUUUAGGCGUUGGCGGCCUCGGACAUCUUGCUAUUCAAUUUGCAGCAAAGAUGGGUGCUCGUGUUGUCGUUCUCUCAGGAUCCGACAGGAAGAAGGAAGAAGCUAUCAAGCUCGGCGCCCACUACUUCUUCGCCUUUAAGGGACAGCAUCAAAUCGACCUCAAGAGCGCACCUAAGAUUACAAGACUGCUCGUGACAUCAGCAGUGCAGCCCAAUUGGAACACCCUCAUGCCCAUCAUGGCAAACAAUUCCCGAAUCUACCCUCUGACCUAUUCCACGGAUAAUCUACCCAUUCCAGCAGCUGCUUUGAAUCUUUAUGGUAUCUCUGUUGUCGGCUGUCUGGUUGCGAACAGGGCUGUGCAGCGAGCAAUGCUCGAAUUUGCCUCUUUCCACAAUAUCACCCCGGUGAUCGAGAAGUUCCCUAUGACUGAAGACGGCAUCAAGGAUGCUCUUGUGAAGUUGGAGAAUGGCGAUGUGCACUUUAGGAGCGUCUUGAUUCCUCACUAAUGUUGAUAUACUUUACUGGCAUGUAUAUAAGUCUUGAUUCGUCUUGCGUUUAGACCUGAUGCUUAUAAUGAUGGCUGAUUGAAUAUAUGUACAUACAUGACUAUCUAUGAAGCAAUGAUCAGACAUGUACGGUCUC
Molecule: messenger RNA, 3930 nt
Organism: Talaromyces stipitatus ATCC 10500
Lineage: Eukaryota; Fungi; Ascomycota; Eurotiomycetes; Eurotiales; Trichocomaceae
Product: NADP-dependent alcohol dehydrogenase
Exons: 2
Coding region: 2796-3794 (332 amino acids)
Biological process (GO): alcohol metabolic process
Molecular function (GO): zinc ion binding; alcohol dehydrogenase (NADP+) activity
Source: RefSeq, a predicted model, not a curated record